CCCACAUCCAAAGACAAGAAAAAAAGUAGAGGAAGAAAAAAAAAAUGUUCCUCGCAUCACUCGUCUUUCUCCUUCUAGGGUUUACCAUUUCCAUCGUCUUCUCGAGAAACAAAACCCUAGAGACCAAUUCCAGGUAUGGACCAUCCUCCUAUCCAUUCAUCGGAUGCUUAAUCUCCUUCUACGCUAACCGACGUCGUCUCCUCCAAUGGUACACCGAUCUCCUCUCCCUCUCGCCGUCGCAGACAAUCUCCCUCCGCCGCCUUGGCAGCCGCCGGACUGUCGUCACUGCAAAUCCCGACAACGUCGAAUAUAUCCUCAAGACCAAUUUUAUUAACUUCCCCAAAGGCAAGCCCUUCACUGACCUCCUCGGUGAUCUCCUCGGCGGCGGCAUUUUCAAUUCCGACGCCGACCAAUGGAGCUCCCAACGCAAAGUCGCGAGCCACGAGUUCACAACUCGGUCCAUCCGCGACUUCGGCUUCGAAGUCCUUCGGGACGAGGCCGAAAACCGCCUUAUCCCGGUCCUCGAAUCCGCCGCCUAUGCCGGAGCUACGUUGGAUUUGCAGGAGGUCCUAAAACGUUUCGCUUUCGACGUGGUUUGCAAGUUUUCUCUCGGAACCGACCCGGAUUGCUUGGAUCUGACCCGACCCGUUUCGCCUCUUGUCGUGGCCUUCGACACGGCGGCAGAGAUCAGCGCCCGCCGCGCCAUGGAGCCGAUCUACGCCGUGUGGAAGAUUAAGCGUUGGUUGAACGUGGGGAGCGAGAGGAGGCUGAGAGAAGCGGUCAGGACCGUACACGUGUCGGUCUCGGAGAUCAUUAGGGCCAAAAAGAAAAGCCUCGAGAUCGGAACCGGAGACGAGGCCAAACAAGACCUCUUGUCAAGGUUUCUCUCCGCCGGGCAUGGCGGAGACGCCGUGAGGGACAUGGUCAUAAGCUUCAUUAUGGCGGGAAGGGACACAACGUCGGCGGCGAUGACGUGGCUCUUCUGGCUGCUGACGCAAAACGACGUCGCCGAGAAGAAGGUUCUUGAAGAAGUGGGCUCGUUGAUGAAAGGCAAGGAUGGAGAUUUAGGGUUAGGGUUUGAGGAUUUGAAAGUGAUGAGUUAUACGAAAGCUUGUCUCUGUGAAGCCAUGCGGCUUUACCCUCCAGUGGCCUGGGACUCGAAGCAUGCAGCGAACGACGACGUUUUGCCCGACGGGACACGUGUCAGCAGGGGAGACAAGGUGACGUAUUUCCCCUACGGCAUGGGGAGGAUGGAGAAGUUGUGGGGGAAGGAUUGGGACGAGUUUAAACCGGACCGGUGGUUAGCGUGUGAACCGGAAGACGGUGCGAGGCCGGUUUUGAGGAGUGUAAGCCCGUUCAAGUUCCCGGUUUUCCAGGCCGGUCCAAGGGUUUGUCUGGGGAAGGAAACGGCGUUUAUGCAGAUGAAGUAUGUGAUUGGUUCCGUUUUGAGACGGUUCGAAAUCGUGCCGGUUUGUAAUAACCGGCCGAUUUUUGUUCCCCUUUUGACGGCCCACAUGGCUAGUGGGUUCAAAGUGAAGAUAAAGAGGAGAACAACUCAGUAAUCAAGCUAUUAGUAAAAACAUAUUUUAAAUUAUAAUGUUUAUGUGUAAUUCAUGUAAUGAGAUGCAAAAUGAAGGUGUAGAUUGGUAUGUGAAUAACAAUAUAUCCGAUGUUAUAAAAUAUUUAAAUCUGUUUGCUUAAAUGGAUCUCUGUAUAAUAUGCUAC
Molecule: messenger RNA, 1725 nt
Organism: Tarenaya hassleriana
Lineage: Eukaryota; Viridiplantae; Streptophyta; Magnoliopsida; Brassicales; Cleomaceae
Product: cytochrome P450 94B3
Exons: 1
Coding region: 45-1562 (505 amino acids)
Molecular function (GO): iron ion binding; oxidoreductase activity, acting on paired donors, with incorporation or reduction of molecular oxygen; monooxygenase activity
Source: RefSeq, a predicted model, not a curated record